This is a messenger RNA of Esox lucius (northern pike), 1827 nucleotides long. RefSeq names its product homeobox-containing protein 1. The record is from RefSeq and is a predicted model, not a curated record. NCBI's taxonomy places the organism in Eukaryota, Metazoa, Chordata, Actinopteri, Esociformes, Esocidae. Gene Ontology annotation, cellular component: nucleus. Bases 299 to 1807 code for a protein of 502 amino acids. Gene Ontology annotation, biological process: positive regulation of DNA-templated transcription. Gene Ontology annotation, molecular function: double-stranded telomeric DNA binding. The transcript has 10 exons.
AUGGCUGUUGUCAGUCAGACAAAGGCAAAACACUCCGCUAGUGAUUGAAAUCUAGUAAAAGGGUCGGGCUCUCCUGCAACAAUCCCGCGGUCGAUGUGUCGCUACUAUUAAGAAGGAUUUUACCACCCGCUGUUUUGUGGUGGUGCAAUAUUAAAUGGUCAAGUGUACAGGGGUACAUCGAGAUACAUAAGAGAACUGCUUGGCUUAUGGGAAACCCUCCAACAGGGCAGUGGAUGUUGUGUUGCGCUUAAAGCACAGCGGAGUGAUAAGAGGAGAGCAUCAGUUUCUGCUCUCAAGGAUGUCUCACUACACAGAUGAGCCUCGCUUCACCAUCGAGCAGAUCGACCUGCUCCAGCGGCUGCGCCGUACGGGCAUGACCAAGCAGGAGAUCCUCCACGCCAUGGACACCCUCGACCGGCUGGACCGUGAGCACGGGGACAAGUUCGGCCGUCGCACCUCCUACGGCGGAGGCAGCAGUGGCCCCGUGUCGGACCCCAACAGCGCCGCCACAAACACCUCCACCUCCAACAACGGUGCCUCCGGCGCCGCUUCCACCUCCUCCAACGCGACGUCCUCGGGUAUCAGUACCGCUGUCGGUAACAGUAACCCCCCUGGUGAUGUCAUCAACUCCACCCCCGCCUCCUCCUCAACCUCCUCCAUCGCCACGCAGACCCAGUUCCUGCCCGCACGCGCAGGGCUCUCCCCGUCCCCUAGCAACAGCUAUGACACCUCUCCGCCGCCUGGCCCACCCCCGCCCUCCGCCCUCCUCCCGUCCCCAGUGUCGUUGGUCGCCAUGGUGCAGAACGGGGGCCGGGACAGCCUGGCAGCAACACCCAAUGGGAAGUUGUCGCCGCCACGGUACCCGAUGAACAGCGCUGCGGCUGCAAGGGCAUUUGGGUUUGAAGCCACGGAGGACGAGCUGGACAUCGAUGACAAGGUGGAGGAGCUGAUGAGGAGGGAUAGCAGUAUCGUGAAGGAGGAGAUCAAGUCUUUCCUGGGGAACAGAAGAAUCUCUCAGGCUGUGGUGGCACAGGUCACAGGUAUCAGUCAAAGCAGGAUCUCUCAUUGGCUGCUUCAACACGGCUCUGACCUCAGCGAACAGAAGAAGCGGGCGUUCUACCGCUGGUACCAGCUAGAGAAGACCAGCCCAGGUGCCACUCUAAACAUGCGCCCCGCCCCCAUGGCUCUGGAGGAGAUGGAGUGGCGACAGACCCCGCCCCCUAUAAGCACCGCCCCCGGGAGCUUCAGGCUGCGGCGCGGCAGCCGAUUCACCUGGAGGAAAGAAUGUCUGGCUGUAAUGGAGAGCUACUUCAAUGACAACCAGUACCCAGAUGAAGCCAAACGGGAGGAGAUCGCCAACGCCUGCAACGCCGUCAUCCAGAAACCCGGGAAGAAGUUGUCUGACCUGGAGAGAGUCACCUCCCUCAAAGUCUACAACUGGUUUGCCAACCGACGGAAGGAGAUCAAAAGACGGGCUAAUAUUGAAGCCACAAUCCUGGAGAGCCACGGCAUUGACGUCCAGAGUCCUGGCGGACACUCCAACAGCGACGACAUUGAUGGGGUGGACUACGCCGAACAGGCCUGUGACUUGCCCUACUUCGACAAGAGACCCAUGCCCCGACCUUUCAACUUUUACCGGCUGGAGCCCACUUCCCCCACACAGGACGACGUCACCAGCCACAGUGACCACCAGGACCCCAUCUCCCUUGCCGUAGAGAUGGCUGCAGUCAACCACACCAUCCUGGCCCUGUCGCGAACCGGGGCGGGUCCCAGUGACAUCAAGACAGAGGCCCUGGACGAUGACUAAAUGGGGGGGGCGGGGGUGCG